CGAUACACAUAUGUGCCAUACAUAUGUGAAUACAUGUGCUCUCUCUCUCUCUCUCUCUCUCUCUCUCUCUCUCUCUCUCUCUCUCUCUCUCUCUCUCUCUCUCUCUCACACACACACACACACACACACGCUCACACACAGACACAGACAUACACUCUCUCACUCAAGCACACAAGGCGUAUUUUGAUUUGCCAAUUUUCUAAAAUAGUAGCUUCUCUUUUCUUUAAGUUCUGCCAGUAAUACCGACAUUUUCCAAGUAAACAAUUGCAGAAAGGUAAAUAGAAGAGACCGUCAGCAGUCAACAAGAAUACUAACCUUCGAUUCUUAGAGUAGGCAACGGGAGAUGGCCAUGUCGGGAGCGAUGGGGUCAGUGGAAUGCGACGGCAUGUACUCCAAACUUAUAAAUAAGGAAGAAGAAGAUACGCUAUAUGAUGAGAAAAAUCACAAACGUGAAAGUUCUGAUGUCCAAGUACCUGUGCCCUCAGCUGGAGCUGCACCUAGCUCUCACCUGUACAGACUGGCUACAGGGUGCCUUGGUUUGCUUUGUGUGGUGUUUUUGAUUUCCAUCGUGGUCCUGUGUGCACACUAUAAGAACCUGUUGUUUGGUGUGAGUGAGGAGCAUGACAUGAUCUCCCAGAACUAUUCCUCAGCACAGAGCACAAUGGAGCGCCUCUCCUUCAAUGUCUCAGCUUUGUCUGAUGCCAUCAGCAAACUACAGAAAGAGAAGGCAGAUUUGGAAAAAGACAGGGAGAGACUGCAGAAGAGGGUCAAGGACCUAGAAGAGGAGCAGGUGAAACCCAAAAUCUGCCAGCCAGAAUGGAUUCAAUUCAACACCAGCUGCUACUUCAUCUCCAGCACUAGCAAGUCCUGGGAUGAGAGUCAGGGAUAUUGUGCAGAGAGGGGAGGACACUUAGCCAUCAUAGACACGCCAGAGGAACAGACUUUUCUGUGGAACCAAUUGGUCAGAGGUCACUGGAAUGCAUACUGGUUUGGGAUCAGUGAUGAAAAGGCAGAGGGCGACUGGUUCUGGGUGGACGGGACUAAACUUGUUGGAGGCUUCUGGAUGGAUGGCGAGCCCAACAACCACAUUGAUGAGGACUGUGGCUAUAUGGUGAAGACUCGCAACCCAGGCAUACUGGCCCUGGGGAGCUGGUAUGAUGCACCCUGCAGCAUGCACUGGCCAUGGAUAUGUGAGGGUCCAAUCAGUUAGAUAUUCACAUUUGCACUGGAAAAUGGGAAUGUGCCAAAGCAUCAACUUUAGAAUCAUCAGUCUUUAGGACAACAGUUUUAUAGACAAUAAAAAUGGGCAAACUAAACACAUAUUGGGAAAGGUUAUGUAACAAUGUUUAAUGUGGCAUAGAGAGAAUUGUAUUAAUCAAUUACCAGUAUCUGCUACGAAUACUGUAAUAAUAAAAAAAAAGUGUUCUCAGUCGGAGCUGGACUCUUUUUUACUGUCAAUAAAUGACCAUGUUUCAAAAGA
Molecule: messenger RNA, 1480 nt
Organism: Conger conger (European conger)
Lineage: Eukaryota; Metazoa; Chordata; Actinopteri; Anguilliformes; Congridae
Exons: 6
Coding region: 344-1210 (288 amino acids)
Biological process (GO): positive regulation of killing of cells of another organism; positive regulation of wound healing; detection of molecule of fungal origin
Cellular component (GO): cell surface
Molecular function (GO): pattern recognition receptor activity; (1->3)-beta-D-glucan binding
Source: RefSeq, a predicted model, not a curated record